This is a messenger RNA of Sebastes umbrosus (honeycomb rockfish), 1208 nucleotides long. RefSeq lists its product as uncharacterized. Lineage: Eukaryota; Metazoa; Chordata; Actinopteri; Perciformes; Sebastidae. Bases 295 to 1089 code for a protein of 264 amino acids. The record is from RefSeq and is a predicted model, not a curated record. The transcript is spliced from 6 exons.
CGUAAAUAAAGUGUUACCAUGAUUUUACCAGUUGGGGGUUUUAUAAGAUUCAUGAUGAGAUAUAACAUGAGACAAUUUACACACUGAGGAGCCACCAACUUUCACUACUGGUUCAAUGUCACUGAACACUUUUCAUACAAGUGUAAUGUGUCACAUGGUCAUGUAUCACAUUUCUCCCUCUGACAGAUACACUGUCACUUUUGUUGCUUGGUAACCUGAUCCAGCUGUUGUCCAAAGGACUGCUGUAACCAUAGUAACAGCCUGUAUAAUUGAUCAGUCCACAGUGGGGAAAACAUGGAGCAGGACUGUAUCGCCGGUCUGUACCAAUCCCUGGGGAUGUUUGUCGGAGCAGAGCUGUCCUCUGAAGACGUGAGCUUCCUAUACCAUAAAGUGUUUCAUGUUCCCUCCAACACAGAUGAAGCACAUGUGGCCAUGAAGAAGAUGGCAGGAGGUGACGAUAGUUGGUGCUGUGUUGGUGAAAAUGUGUUGGAUGUUCUCCUAGAAAUGGAAAGGGAGAAGGAAAAGAAGGAAACGCUCUACUGGGACUUCCAGCUGCUGAAUGUUGGAAAUCUCAACACUCUCUAUGUGAUGGACAAACCAGUUAUCAUCGAUCCUCAUGUGCUGAAGUGCCUCCAGCAAAGCACAGACCCAAAUUAUUUUAAAAAAGUGGUGGAAGAAAAAGAGCUGUAUGGGAAUGUGAGAGGUGGGAAGAGGCUCAAGAAGGCAGCCAGGCAGUUCUGGGCCAGAUUGGCGUCAGAUGGUGUGCAAAGUAUACUGCCCUCUCCCUGGCAGGGCCAAAGCCUAGGGGUCAGAGGUCAGGCCUGGGGCUGUGUCUCCCUGUCGGACAUCCUCCUCCUGCUGGAAGUCAAGUAUGAUGUGGUGACCCACUUGCUUUAUACAGAAAUGCUCCAAGAGCACUACACUCUGGGUAUCUGGGAAACCCUGCUGCCAUGGCAACAACAUAAGGAAGAGGAGGGGCUGGCGGAACUCGCAGAAGAGGCUUUGGAGUCAGGUGACAUGCUUCGUUUGGCCAAGCUGCCAGGAGCGUUCAGGAUAUACACAAUAACAAGGUUAUUAUUAUACAUUUAAAAUGAAAUUAAAACUAAAUAUACUGAAAUGUCUUUAACUGAAAAGAAGACAACAACCAAACUACAAUACAGAAAUAUGUCUUGGUUUCAAAACUAACUAAACUAAAGAACUAAAAAUAC